Molecule: messenger RNA, 3776 nt
Organism: Colletotrichum scovillei
Lineage: Eukaryota; Fungi; Ascomycota; Sordariomycetes; Glomerellales; Glomerellaceae
Product: pre-mRNA-splicing factor SYF1
Exons: 3
Coding region: 215-2683 (822 amino acids)
Biological process (GO): generation of catalytic spliceosome for first transesterification step; mRNA splicing, via spliceosome
Cellular component (GO): U2-type catalytic step 2 spliceosome; post-mRNA release spliceosomal complex; Prp19 complex
Molecular function (GO): protein binding
Source: RefSeq, a predicted model, not a curated record
GAAAAAGUACCUUGGUUGGUCGACCUUGCCAGACUGCGUCGUAAAGGAACGAUCUGUCGCCUAGUUCGCGCCAUGAUCAUCUUUUGAAAUCGCGCCCCCGGAAGUUGCGAAUUCGUCCCCAACGCGACCUGCACACGGCGAAAAGGCGCUCGCUGCGCUCAAGCUGUCAGUCUCUUGGUUACUCAUGGCCUUUGGGCAAACGGCCUGAACCAAGAUGCCUGCUUCCACGCUUCUCAACGGCUCUCAGAGGCGGCCGGAACUGCACCUCGUUAGCGACGAGGACUCCGUAAACGAACAGGAUAUCCUGCGAAACCCUGGAAGCAUCAAGCCGUGGCUUGCCUAUAUUCAGUUCAAGUCUCAACAUGGAACCGUACACGAACGCACUUUCGUGCUCGAACGAGCCUGUCUCCAACUCCCCCGGUCUUACAAGCUAUGGAAGAUGUAUCUUACCUUUCGCACCAAGCACGUUUCGAAGCUAAAUGCUGCCAUUUUCCCCGCCGAGUACCGAAAAGUCAAUGCCUUGUUUGAGCGCGCGCUCAUUCUGUUGAACAAAAUGCCUCGCAUCUGGGAGCUGUAUCUGAAGUUCUUGCUUCAGCAGCCGCUGGUCACGACCACCCGACGCACUUUCGAUCGAGCCCUUCGCGCCUUACCGCUUACCCAGCACAAUCGGAUCUGGGCCCUCUACAAGCCGUUCAUCAACUCUGCCGCAGGUAUCAGCGCCGUCAAGGUGUGGCGCCGCUACAUGCAAAUACACCCCGAGGACGCCGAAGACUUCAUCGAGCUCCUUGUGCAGGUCGGCUUCUACACUGAAGCCAUCAAGAAGUACAUGGACAUUCUCAACAACCCGCGCUUCACUAGCAAGCAAGGGAAAGGGCACUAUGAACUGUGGAGCGAAAUGGUGGACUUGAUGGUCGAGCACGCGGCGGAGAUCGAAACCGGCCACGAAACGGGUAUUGAUGUUGACAGGAUCGUCAGAAGCGGCAUUGUCCGGUUCGCCGAUCAACGAGGAAAACUCUGGUGCGGCCUAGCGACUUACUGGAUCCGACGAGGCAGCUUCGAGCGCGCCAGAGAUGUGCUCGAGGAAGCCAUUACCACGGUCAUGACGGUCAGAGACUUCACGCUGGUUUUCGAUUCGUACACCGAGUUCGAAGAGUCCAUCAUUGGAGCCCUGAUGGAGGUAGCCUCGGAGCGUGCCGACAACGGUAUCGUGGACGAGGAGGCAGAUUUCGAACUCGACAUACGGAUGAUGCGGUUCGAGCAACUCAUGGACAGACGGCCGUUCCUUCUCAACGACGUAGUACUGCGCCAGAACCCCAACAACGUGUCUGAGUGGGAGAAGAGAGUGGCUCUCUGGGGAGACAAUCAUCUCGAAGUCGUUCAGACAUACACAGCCGCCAUCGCCACGAUACAACCGAAAAAGGCCGUCGGGGCCUUCCAUCAGCUUUGGGCCAAUUACGCCAAAUUCUACGAGCGUGGUGGUGACAUACGCAAUGCGCGCAUCAUCAUGGAGAAAGCCGUCAAAGUCCCAUUCAAGUCCGUUGCCGAAUUGGCUGAUAUGUGGAUUGAGUGGGCUGAGAUGGAGUUGAGGAACGAGAACUUUGACGAUGCCGUACGGAUCAUGGCCAAGGCUGUCCAGGCGCCGAAGAGAUCCACAGUCGACUACUUUGACGAGACCCUAUCGCCGCAGCAGCGUGUGCACAAGAGCUGGAAGCUGUGGAGUUUCUACGUGGACCUCGUGGAGAGUGUCAGCUCUGUGGAGGACACACGGAAGGUCUACGAGCGCAUUUUUGAGCUGCGAAUCGCAACACCGCAGACAGUGGUCAACUACGCGAAUCUGCUGGAAGAGCACCAGUACUACGAAGAGUCGUUCAAGAUUUACGAACGUGGCCUGGACCUCUUCAGCUAUCCCGUUGCCUUUGAGCUAUGGAAUCUCUACCUCACAAAGGCCGUGGAUCGCAAGAUCGGUAUUGAGCGUCUGCGCGACCUCUUCGAACAGGCCAUUGAAGACUGCCCACCCAAAUUCGCCAAGGUCAUCUACCUCAUGUACGGCAACUUGGAGGAGGAGCGGGGCCUCGCGAGGCACGCUAUGCGCAUCUACGAACGCGCGACGCGUGCAGUGGCGGAUGAGGAUCGGGCAGACAUGUUCAACUUCUACAUCACCAAGUCGGCGUCCAACUUUGGCCUGCCAUCGACAAGGCCAAUCUACGAAAAGGCGGUUUCCACUCUACCCGACAACGAAGCACGGGAUAUGUGCCUAAAGUUUGCCGAUAUGGAGAAGCGCCUUGGCGAGAUCGAUCGGGCGAGAGCCAUUUACGGUCACGCGUCACAGUUCUGUGAUCCACGCACCAGUCCAGCCUUUUGGACCAAGUGGGAGUCAUUCGAGGUGCAGCAUGGCAACGAGGAUACGUUCAAGGAAAUGCUCCGUAUCAAGCGGAGUGUGCAGGCGCAGUACAACACGGACGUCAACUUCAUCGCGUCGCAAGCGCUUGCGCGUAGUCAGCGGAGACCGGAGGACUCGGGCGACGCCGAGGUGGACGAUGCCAUGGCGGCACUUGAACGACAAGCAAGAGCACCAGCCGGAUUCGUGGCUGCCAGCGACGCUACCAAGAUGAACAGCACAUUGGAAGCGCCGCCAGCGCCAGCAAAUCCGGACGCUAUCGACAUUGACGACCUUGACGAGUAACAUAUAUCAAUUUCUCCGGCCUGGCGGUGGUUGGCUAGUUUUAGGUAAUAGCAUACAGACAGCAGGACCCCUACAAUACUUUUCCAGUCCCGGUCUCCCCAUUCAAAUCAGUUCAUUCUUCACUGUUCUCCCUCCCCUUGUCUGGCUGGUUUAUUGCACAGCCUCACAUGUGGUGGUCUGGCUAGGCGUACUGCUCCAUGCCGCGAGCGUGGGGGGCGUUUCUCAUAACACGCCGUGCGCCUGCUCAGAACAUCACUGUACCAGUGACUAUUUCGCGGGCGUCUUGGUAUAGCCCUUCUCGGUGUGCUUCUCAUGGAACCCCGAGGCGUAGUUGCGGUCGACGUGGCCAUCACGGGAACCCGGUGUGGCGUAGAUGGAACCCUUGCGCUUUUGGAAGCGGCUCGGGGGCACCUUAGAUGCGUCUAGUAGAUGAAGCACAUCAGUCAGCACUCAAAGGACUCGCAGGCUUCAAAGGGCACUUCUAGGGCUCACCCCAUUCGUCGGUGCUGGCUCUGCGAUCUAUGGGCGAGGAUGAGAGUGCAACGGCAGGCUCUCCGUCGAGUGCGACUGGCGAGCUACCGACCUCGGUCGGGAUGCUCUGGGUUCCAUCUUGUUCGUCUGAUAGUCCGUGUAAGCAAGAUUCACAUGCGCUGCACAUAGACGGGGACGCCUACUUGACAUGGUGAUGGUGAUGGUGGAUAUACUGGAUGGUAUGAGUAUAGGUUUGCUCAGUGGCAGGUCUUACUAAGAGUUCAGAAGAUGAGUUGUGUAGGGUGGUGGCUGAUAGAAACGCCGUUUGAGGGUAUCGUGGUGUCGCUGGUUAGGUGGGCAAGUGGAGAAGUUGAGCAAAGGAGUGGGAAGGGAGACUUGAGAGGGGGAAAGACGUGAGUUUAUGAAGGCCCAGGCCUCGCGAUUGCCUUCUUAACGGCAGCCUGCGGUUGGGUAGCAUGGACGAGUCGUGGAGGGUGGGUGCUACUGAUGGCAUUGGAGGGCAUGGUGAGGGAGGAGCAGAGGUAAGGUAGCUAGCUAAUGAAGCUGGCGGGCGUUGAUGUCAACGAAGGCGGAGGCGAUGCAUGUACUGUACGAUGGGGGG